Anopheles coustani is the source of this 3968-nucleotide messenger RNA. RefSeq names its product protein artichoke. Bases 16 to 3813 code for a protein of 1265 amino acids. The record is from RefSeq and is a predicted model, not a curated record. The transcript is spliced from 5 exons. Gene Ontology annotation, molecular function: protein binding. NCBI's taxonomy places the organism in Eukaryota, Metazoa, Arthropoda, Insecta, Diptera, Culicidae.
UGUCCCAUCAACACCAUGUGCCGGUGUGCGAGUUUACCGAACGAAACCGCCCUGCUGGAGAUCAAUUGCAACGAGGUGUCGCUAUACAAAUUUCCCGAGUUUCUCCACGGGACGAUAAAGCACAUCGACAUGUCACGCACCUUCAUUCACAACGUGGACGACGAGACGUUCCAAGGGUUGCGGCUGGAGUCGCUCAAGCUGGUGGACAACAAAAUACAGGACAUUUCGGAAAAGAGCUUCAACUUCAUGCAGCACUCGCUCGUGUCACUGGAUCUGUCGGACAAUCAGUUACAGGGGCUGCCGCUGGAUUCGCUGAAAAACGUCCACACCCUAAGCCGAUUAGUGGCUCAGAGGAAUAACAUCCACCACCUUGAUGGCAACUGGGGCGGGUUGGCGGACUCGCUCCGCAGUCUGCAUAUUUCCGGCAACUCUAUAUCGGAGGUAACCUUCUACACGCACGACGAGAAGCGUCUGAAUCAUACGACACCGAACUCGCAGGCAUCGAUAAUCAAUGCCAAGCAAUUUUCGCAGUAUCCCACCACAACCGGGCUGCAGCUGGCGAGCGGAAACGCCGGUCAACAGCAGCAACUGGGUAGCAAACCGUUUGCAAAGUUAAAAAAGCUUGUCUGGCUUGAUAUUAGUUCCAACCGGAUCGCUCACAUCAGCCCAAACACGUUCCCCAAGUCGCUGGUAACGAUAGAUCUAUCGAAGAACAUCCUAACGCAGUUUCCGACCGCGUUCUUGGAGCACCUGCACGAUCUGCGCGUCCUAUCGUUAAAGGACAAUCUGAUCACGAAGUUGGGUGGAGGUCCGGAACCAUCCGGUACGGUUCGGAUACGGUUGGAAAAACUAGACCUCAGUCUGAACCUUAUCGAGGAAUUGCCAGCCCAACUGUUUAAUGGCAGCGUAAGGAUAAAGGCUAUUAACUUCGAUAAGAACUUCAUCCGCCAGCUACCGGCCGAUUGCUUCCAGGGUCUGAACAUCGUGCACAUGGUGCUGGCGUUCAAUUUCAUCGAAAACAUCGACGAGGAAGCUUUCGCCACCCUCGACAGCAGCCUCGAGUAUCUCGAUCUGGAGCGCAACCGGUUGACGGCCGUUCCGAGUGCCAUCGGAACCCUCAGCCGGCUGCGCUACCUGUACCUCACGUCGAACGAGCUGGCUUCCAUCCCGGAACAAUCGCAAAACCUGCUGCCCGUAACACUGAAGGUGUUGUCGCUGAGCGGUAACAACUUUACCGCCAUUCCCGUCGACGGGUUGGCCAACUGCACCGAGCUUUCCUAUCUCAAUAUGGGGUAUAACAAAAUCUCUGACAUCGAGGAGAACGCGUUUGCCGGAUGGGGUUCGAAUCUGCAGACGCUGCUGCUGAGGAAUAAUAAACUUACCAGUCUUAACUACGGUGCGUUCAAUGGGCUGGACACAAUCAAGGAGAUCAGUCUCAGCUUCAACGACAUUCACUACGUCCAUCCGAAUGCGUUCGAUAACGUGUCUAGCACACUGAAGAUCCUCGAGCUGUCGUUCGGUAUUUACCGCGAGGAAUAUCCAGGUGAUGCACUCGCCGUCCUCACGGAACUGAUGUGGCUUGGAUUGGAUAACAACAACCUCAAAACGCUACCCGACGGAGCUUUAUCCACGCUCGGACAGCUAACGUACGUCAAUCUGGCCUUCAACCGCAUCGUAGCGAUUCCGCGAUCGCUUUUCCGCUCGGAUGUACACCGGAACCUGGUGGAAAUAGACCUUUCUUUCAAUCAACUGCAGGAACUCCCAAGCGGGACGUUCGAUAGUCUGGAGUUGAUACAAAUCAUCAAUCUGUCGUCGAACAAAAUCAAAGCUAUCCAGAAGAACGCAUUCCACGACCUGCCAUAUCUCACCUACUUGGAUCUGUCGCACAAUGCGCUGCAGAAUGUGAGUGAGGGAGCGUUCAGUUUUCUGCCCGGUCUGCUGAGUGUGGAUUUGAUGCACAACGAGUUGGAAACGCUUUCGCUGAAAGUGUUCCGUCAGGUAUCGAACGCCACGACCCCGAUGCGGCUCAAUAUCAGCAACAACGCCAUCGAAUCGCUAGACGGGGACGUUAAUUCUCUGCUGUAUGUAUAUUCGCUCGACGCCAGCCAUAAUCAGUUGCAGGAUACGACCGUCUUUCGGGCGCUUGCAUUCUCGUUGCGCAUUCUCUACCUUAACUACAACAACUUCUCCAGCCUCGGGCAUCACGCGUUCGGUGAUCUGCAGAUACUGGAGAUACUGAAUCUGGCACACAACAACAUUAGUUCGCUGCGGAGACGAAGCUUCGCCGGACUGGCGAAUCUACAGGAGUUUGACCUCAGCUACAACCGGAUCGAAGGCUUGCAGGUUGAACAGUUUUCUCCACUGAAGAAAUUACGCCUGCUCAAGCUGAACAACAACCGGCUGCGGGCCAUUCCUCGGGACACAUUCCUGAACACGCGCAUCGAGUACCUGGACCUGUCGAACAAUCAGUUUGCGAUCUGGCCAGCCACCGCGUUCGCCGAUAUCGGUUUCACGCUGCGCUCGAUCCAGUUCGAUAACAACAUUCUGGAGCUGCUGGAGUCGUACAUGUUCACCAGUACGCAGUUCCUACUGGAGCUGAAUCUAGCCGGAAAUUUGAUUAAGCAGAUCCCGGAGUACGCAUUCGCGAACCUAAACAAUCUAACCGUGCUUGAUUUGAGCUACAAUCAGCUGGCCAUGCCGGUAAACUUCCGCGAGCUGUUUAUCAACGUUCCGCGGCUAAGAGUGCUGGCUCUCCGAUCGACCGGCAUCUAUCGCCUUCCGUCCCUGGCACUGCCCCAGCUGGCUUCGCUCGACGUCGCCGCUAACAACCUGCAAGAGAUCGACUCCCAGGAGGAAUUGUACUACCUCCGGGAGCUGCAUAUCGAGGAGAACAAAAUUACUAACCUCUCGAACCUGCUGCGAAACCUGCCACCAGCGUUGCGAGUGCUGGAUGUCUCUCGGAAUCCCAUCCGCAAGAUCUCAUUCCACGAUUUCACGCUCUCCCGGCGACUGGAGGAACUGUUCAUCGAAGACAUCAAGAUCGUCAAUCCGGACGUUUUCAUCAAGCUGCACAAUCUUAAAAAAUUACGCAUCAGUGCGCAACAUAACUUCAGCGAGCUGGUGUCCAAGCUGCGUGGCCUCCAGGAGCUGUACGUCACCAUCUACGACGAGCACCUGGGCGAUGGCAUGUUUACAGCGCGCAUGCACUCAAACACGAAGCUCAAUGUGGUGGAGAUAACCGGCCGCCGGUUGGUGUCAAUCUCGAGCAAUGCGUUCGAGGGCUUGGCACGCAAUCACGACCUGAAGCUACGAAUACACAACACCAUGGUGAACGACCUGCCACCGGGUGUUUUCUACGCGCUGAAGUACAUCCCGCGGCUUAGCAUCGACCUAUCGGACAAUAUGCUAGCCGCCCUGGCGCCAGACAGCUUCUACCCCAACGCCAGCUCGUGGGAUGCGGUUGGGACGAGGAGCGUUAUCGGAGGGCUGGAUGUGUCCAACAAUCCGCUACAGUGUGAGUGCGGGUUGGUGUGGCUCGGUCACUGGUUGAGGCGGUGGCUUCGGGAGACGGCGCAGGUCAAUCUGAUACCCAAGGACGAGAUGAAGCAGAUGAUCCGGCGCGCCAAGAAAAGCACUUGCACGGAUCCGGUGACUGGCAAGCGAUUACCAUUCCUGGAGAUCUUCCCCGAGGAUCUCUUGUGUCACGCGAGCGCCCUGAGUAGUUUAGCGUUAAAGCUACGCUUUCGAUUCAUGCUAAUCUGCCUCAACAUCCUGCUAAUAGUGCUGCACAAGGCACCGACCUUCACACUGUAAUUCCCAUCGCAUCCCCGUGUUUCCAUGCUGAGCCACGCUGGGCAUCGACGAUCGUGCCAACGCGAAGGUAAGGGGCACUGUUUACGCAUCGGUGCGUUACAUUGUUCUAGACACGAGAACAUAACCCGACCUUUACCAGUGAGCGUUUUUAACUG